UUGAACAUUUGUGUCCAUUGGACAUUUAAAGUAAUCUUCUUCUAUGUUUUUCUCCAGGACAUCUUCAAGCAGGCGACAGAGGACUGUCURACGGGGGCCAACGAGAUGCCCUACUUCGAGGGGGACUUCUGGCCCAACGUGCUGGAGGAGAGCAUCAAGGAGCUGGAACAGGAGGCGGAAGAGAGGAAGAAGGAGGAGAACGUAACCUGCUCCGACACACCUGAGGGCACGCCAGGGGACACGAAGAACGCCAAGAAGAAGAACAGCAAGAAGACCAAUAAGAACAAGGGCAGCGUGAGCCGAACCAAUAAGAAGAAGCCUGGCAUGCCGAAUGUAGCCAAUGACCUGUCCCAGAAGCUCUACGCCAGCCUCGACAAACACAAAGAGGUGUUCUUUGUGAUCCACCUGCACUCRGCCCAGAUGGCCAACAUGUUGCCCCCMAUCAUGGACCCUGACCCCCUGCUGAACUGUGACCUGAUGGACGGCCGUGACGCCUUCCUCACCCUGGCCCGGGACAAGCACUGGGAGUUCAGCUCUCUCAGAAGGUAAUGAUAAUAGAUUUGAUUUGUAUAGUGCUUUUCAUA
Molecule: messenger RNA, 584 nt
Organism: Salvelinus sp. IW2-2015
Lineage: Eukaryota; Metazoa; Chordata; Actinopteri; Salmoniformes; Salmonidae
Product: CREB-binding protein
Biological process (GO): positive regulation of transcription by RNA polymerase II
Cellular component (GO): transcription regulator complex; histone acetyltransferase complex
Molecular function (GO): transcription coactivator activity; chromatin DNA binding; histone acetyltransferase activity
Source: RefSeq, a predicted model, not a curated record